AUGCCUUCGAUUAUCGGUCCCUAUGAUGGACGGAAAGCACGUCGAAAACGCUGCGAUUCAUGUGUCAGACGCCAGAUAAAGUGCCAUGGAGGAAGACCUUGCGAGAACUGUAGACGAACCAACCAACCAUGCGGGAUGGCGACUAGGCAUACGGGGGCCAGUUUUGUUUUCGUUGGUCAAGCAUCGGACAGCAAAACUGAGAAGACUGGCCCUGCUUUACCAGGAGCGCAGAUGGUAUCUCCUCUGCCCAAGUCAAUAUGCCCCAAAAGAACAGACCGCUACCUGCCGUACUUCUUUACGUCGUUCCUGCCAAUGAAUCUUUUCACAGGCAGGACUAUCCCCAUACGUGAGGACUUGCUAGCCAUGUCCAAAUCCUCGCCUGCGCUGAAAGAUGCCAUCGAUGCCGUGGCCGCAUUACAUUCCCAAAGACAGCGCCAAUUGUCCUUUGUUGCGCAGAACGAGAAUGUUGAAAGUAUUCAGGCCUUGCAGGCUUACACGCGAUCUGUACGCUGUAUCCAGGAAGAAAUUGCAGCUGGCACGUUUAUGGCUAAUCAGUCGGCGCUGUGGGUGACCUUUUUAUUGGGUCUCUUUGAGGUACGUCUCAUGCGUGACUCGACAGGUACGAACUGGCUAUCCCAUUUCCUGCACGGGACGUCCACGAUGCUCCGUCUCCAGAGGCCUGAGGCCCUAGCUUGCUCAGAUCCGUACAGUUCACAACGACGGUCCUUCUUCCUCGCUACGCGGAUCUUUGAAAUUUCGCGCUCCUUUAUCUUUUCGUCGCCUACGUUUCUCAGUACACCUGAAUGGACCGCUGCUCUUGCGAGACUCUGGGAGGGCGAGGGCGCGGCCUUGUGGCAUCCCAAGGAAGCAUUGUUCGACAUGCUACCACAGUUCUCAGACCUUAGUAUCCGUACAAUCCAUUUCUGCGAGGAUGCAGAUCAACUGCCGCUCAACGCGCGACGUGCUCUGAUCAGGUCGCUGGCCAGGGAAGGUCUGAUUCUACAAGCAUGGCUGCAGAAAUGGGAUGUAGACGCGAGAACGUGGGAAAAGGUUCCUGGUCACAAGCCGGACACGGAGCUCAUGAUCGGGCAUAUCUACUAUCACGCCACAAGUAUAUAUCAUUCGGGGACUUACGAUUACCACCCGCACUGGACCUGUGCUGACGCGCCCAUUCUGCCAAGAGAGACCAUCAACUGGCACGCCUCAGAGAUCCUCCGUUUAAGCCAUGAGCUGUUGGCGCAAGGCGUUGCUAGCCCCCUGUUGCUCUAUCCUCUACGAGUCGCUGGAGCCCGAGCGAAAGACGAGCGAUCGAGGAAUGAUAUACUCGGCUUACUACAGAUGACAGCAAGACGGGGGUUCGUAGUAGCAGAUGCUUUUACAGAUGAAUUGUCCGAGUUAUGGGCGGACAAUGACAUGUCCUCUCCGACAGAGGUGGAUUGA
Molecule: messenger RNA, 1440 nt
Organism: Cucurbitaria berberidis CBS 394.84
Lineage: Eukaryota; Fungi; Ascomycota; Dothideomycetes; Pleosporales; Cucurbitariaceae
Exons: 3
Coding region: 1-1440 (479 amino acids)
Biological process (GO): regulation of DNA-templated transcription
Molecular function (GO): zinc ion binding; DNA-binding transcription factor activity, RNA polymerase II-specific
Source: RefSeq, a predicted model, not a curated record